Messenger RNA from Clarias gariepinus (North African catfish), 4043 nucleotides. Its product is annotated as proto-oncogene vav-like. The record is from RefSeq and is a predicted model, not a curated record. Gene Ontology annotation, cellular component: cytoplasm. Gene Ontology annotation, molecular function: protein binding; guanyl-nucleotide exchange factor activity. The coding region runs from base 990 to 3533 and encodes 847 amino acids. The transcript has 28 exons. Gene Ontology annotation, biological process: regulation of GTPase activity; intracellular signal transduction; cell migration. NCBI's taxonomy places the organism in Eukaryota, Metazoa, Chordata, Actinopteri, Siluriformes, Clariidae.
AGAGAGAGACAGAGAGAGAGAGACAGAGAGAGACGGAUGGACGACUUGGGGAUGAGACAGAGGAAGAUCAUACGAGAUAGAAAAUAAAAAAAUAACAAAUAAGUGACGGACCGAAUUAAGAGGAGAGAGAAGAACGAGAGAGAGAAGAAGAAGAGCGACACACGGACGGGUCGAAACACAAGAGCGAAAGAGUGUGUUUGUGUGUGUGUGUGUGUGUGAGAGGGAGAUCAGUGGAGAACUUGUUGGAACGAUAGAACGAGACAGAAACAGAGGCUCAGAGAGCGUGAGCGUGGACGUGUUAGUAUAUUGGUGUGUUGCAGGUGUGUGUGUGUGUGUGUGUGUGUGUGUGUGUGAGUCACCGGUCUGUAACUAAUAUUGGUUCACUCUGCGAAUUUAGUCAUAGCCAAGUCGCUAACAUUAGCAGGUGUUGAAUCUGUUAGCACAAAUUGCUUCCCACAGUGUGUGUGCGCACGCAUCUGUGUGUGUGUGUGUGUGUGUGUGUAAAGAAAGAGAAGUGUUCAGUGUGAGAACUCUGAUUGCCCCUCCACUAGCGUCCGUAGGCUCGGGCUCGCGUUCGGGCUCGCCGCGUCUCUCAGGUAACUGCUGUACAGGUCGGUAAAGGUUACUAAAGGUCAAGGUCAGCUUCAAUCCGACGUCAGGUCCAGGAGUCAGAUCUCAGUUAUUUCAGGCUCGAAAAUGAUUUAGAGAGGGUUUUUCAGUCUUACGUUAUUAGACUUUUCACAGAGACGCAGGCGUAUUAUUAUUAUUAAUAUUAUUAUUAUGAUUAUUUUAUUUUUUUAGGUAAUUUUGCAUUUGUUAUUGUAUUUAUUUUUAUUUAUUUUGGUAGUGAUUUGGAUUCUGAGAGGUUGUUUUAUGAUCGCGUUAUUAGGAGGUUAUUAGGCGGUUAUUAGGAGGUCAUAGGAGGUUAUUAGAAGGUUAUUAGGAGGUUAUUAGGCGGUUGAGGAGGUUAUUACGUGUACAUCGGUUGUAUGAUGGAGCUGUGGAGGCAGUGCGCUACGUGGCUCAUCCAGUGCCGAGUUCUUCCCGAUACCCACAGAGUGACCUGGGACAGCGCACAGGUUUGCGAGUUAGCCCAGGCGCUCAGAGAUGGAGUUCUUCUUUGUCACCUCCUGAAUAAUCUCCUCCCUCACUCGGUCAAUCUGCGUGAGAUCAACCUGCGUCCUCAGAUGUCUCAGUUCCUGUGUCUGAAGAACAUCAGGACAUUUCUAUCAGCGUGUCACGAGCGCUUCGGGAUAAAGAAGAGUGAACUGUUUGAGGCCUUUGACCUUUUCGAUGUCAGAGAUUUUGCCAAGGUGAUCGAUACGCUGUCCAUCCUCUCUCAGACCUCCGUAGCUGUUCAGAACGGCCUCAGGCCGUUUCCUAAUGAAGCGUGUGUUGGAGAUGACGACAUCUACAAUGGCCUCUCUGACCAAAUGGAUGACACAGUGGAUGAGGAUGAUGAUCUGUAUGACUGUGUGGAGGAUGAAGAGAAUGAGGGAGACGACAUUUAUGAAGACCUGAUGAGAACUGAGGAAACACCUGAGACAAAAUGUGAAGUAGACAAGAGAAGCUGCUGCCUUCAGGAGAUCAGUCAGACUGAGGAGAAAUACUCACAGACGCUGGAGUCUAUACUACAUCACUUUAUGAGGCCACUGCAGGCUUUCCUUGGUCCAGAUGACAUCGAAAACAUCUUCAUGAAUAUAGAGGACUUAGCUAAUACACACCGUUGUUUGCUGAGAGAGGUCCAGACAUCGAUAUGCUCUUAUGGAGCGGAGACUCUUCACCAGGUCUUUAUCGAUUAUAAAGAGAAGUUGUUGCUGUACGGCCGCUACUGCAGUCAAGUCGAAACAGCCACCAAACAACUGGACAAAAUCUCCAGCGUGAGGGAAGACGUCCGGAUGAAACUGGAGGAGUGUUCAAUGAGGGCGAACAGUGGACGUUUCUCUCUCAGAGACCUUCUGAUGGUUCCUAUGCAGAGGGUGUUAAAGUAUCACUUGCUGCUGCAGGAACUUAUGAAGCACACAGUGAAUCCCAGUGAUAAGGAAAACCUACGCACUGCACUGGACGCCAUGAGGGAUCUCGCUCAGUGUGUAAACGAGGUGAAGAGGGACAAUGAAAUAAUUCGUCAGAUCACAGCUUUUCAGCUCUGUAUCGAGAACAUGACUCAGUCCCUCGCACUUUUUGGCCGCCCAAAGAUUGAUGGAGAGCUGAAGAUCUGUGGACCUGACAAGAAAUCAAAGCAGGACAGGUAUGCGUUCCUGUUUGAUAAAGCCCUACUGGUGUGUAAGAAGCGCAGUGGGGAGAUUAUGGAGCUGAAAGAACUCAUUGACCUGCAGCAAUACCAACUGAGAGAUGAACCAACCGGAGACAAAGAAAAUAAAAAGUGGACACAUACCUUCUUGCUAAUGGAUUCAUAUGGCCAGGGUGGUUAUGAUCUUUACUUCAAGACACGUGAGCUGAAGAAGAAGUGGCUAGAACAGUUCGAGAUGGCUCUGUCUAACAUGUGUCCAGAGAACAGCACGGCCAAUGGCCAUGACUUCCAGAUGCACUGUUUUGAGCAGACCACUUCCUGUAAAGCCUGUCAGAUGUUGCUCAGGGGGAUCUUCUACCAGGGCUACCGCUGCACCCGCUGUAAAAUGGCCGCCCAUAAGGAGUGUCUUGGACGCGUUCCUCCAUGUGGACGCAAUGCAGAAAACUCUGUGACUACGAAAAAGAGCAAGUCCAGAUCUGCCACUUCGAGACAGACUAAACCGGGUCUUCCUAAGAUGGAGGUGUGUAAUGAUUAUUACGGCAUGCCACCGCCCCCUGUGGCGUUCGGCCAGCCGCUGCAUCUUGCUGUGGGUGAUGUCAUAGAGCUGACGCGCGCUGACGUUGACUUGCAGUGGUGGGAGGGCAGGAAUCUGACAGUAAGUGAGGUUGGCUGGUUCCCCUGCAGUAAAGUUCAACCCUUUUUACCGAGAGCACCUCCAGACCUUACAGGAUUCCUCUGGUUUGCGGGUACCAUGGACCGUACUCAGGCCAAGAGUCUACUGAUCUCUCGAUCUGAUGGGACUUUCCUGAUUAGGCAAAAGGAUGGAGGGGAGUUCGCCAUCAGCCUCAAGUUCAACAUGGACAUCCGGCACAUUAAGAUCACUCUGGCUGAAGGUCUCUACAGAAUCAAUGAAAAGAAAGCCUUUAAAGGGCUCAUUGAACUGGUUAAUUAUUACCAGGAGAAUUCCCUGAAGGAGUGUUUUAAAGACGUGGACACUCGACUGCAGAUUCCGUUCAAACAGCCAGAGCAGAGCACGUCCUCACCCUCACAUGGAUACACACACGCGCCUACCAGAGGUAUGAGCGAGCGUUAUUUUGGCACAGCUAAAGUGCGCUACGAUUUCUCAGCGAGGGAUCGGACCGAGCUGUCUCUCAGAGAGGGGGACACGGUGAAGAUCAUCUCGAAGAAAGCACACAAUGGCUGGUGGAAAGGAGAGGUCUAUGGCCGGGUUGGACUGUUUCCUGCGAACUAUGUAGAAGAGGAACAUUCAGAUUACUGCUGAUCCACAGAGUGACUCUUUGAUCUCUAGAUCCAGAUCCAUUCUCCUUUACCUACUGAGAAUUCAGUAACUGUGACCUAAUAAUUGAGUCGUUAAGUGACUCCUCAAAAUCAUCUUCUUGAAUAUGAUUCACUGAUUCAUUUAGACACUAAAUGAUUCUUUGAAUGUCUAGGUUUUUAUUUCCCUUCCUUCAACCACAGCUGGACAAAAUAUUUUUGUUUGUUUGUUUACUUGUUUGUUUCCUGACUUCUCUGAUUCUCUGCUUCACAUCUGUAUUAAACGUCUCAGGGAUAUACUGAACAUACCCUGAUCAGUUCAUGGAUUCAUUUAGAAAAUGAAAGUUCAUUUUAAAGCUUGCAGAUUUUAGGUGAGAGUUUUACAGAGUGUGUUUUAUGGUGGAAUGUUUAUUUGCCUUCUCUUAUUUACUUUUUAUUGUCGGAGUUUUAAUAGAGUAUAAAAUUGUACAGUGUUUGUGAAACUGUGGUUUUUCUUAAAGUUUAUUUUGGUUUCUGA